This is a messenger RNA of Naegleria lovaniensis, 3120 nucleotides long. RefSeq lists its product as uncharacterized. Gene Ontology annotation, cellular component: cytosol. Lineage: Eukaryota; Heterolobosea; Eutetramitea; Acrasida; Naegleriidae. Gene Ontology annotation, molecular function: transketolase activity. Bases 1 to 3120 code for a protein of 1039 amino acids. The transcript has a single exon. Gene Ontology annotation, biological process: pentose-phosphate shunt. The record is from RefSeq and is a predicted model, not a curated record.
AUGGUAGAUCAAACACAAUCCGAACGCAUCAAAGUUUCCCUCUUCUUACCCAAUCAAUUAUCUCGUGAAUCAAGAACUAAAAUUGCACACUUUUUACGAGAUGCAGGUUCCAAACACAUUCAAGUCUCGGAAAACGAAGGUGAAUUCAAUUGCUAUUCGGAUCAAGUAUUGUUAAUGAAUUCCGAGUUGCCAGAUGUAUUCAGUGUGGAUGCUGCCUUUCUUCCUCUAUUGGUUAAGAAUGGUCUCAUUGCUCCCAUUAAGGAGGAUUUGAAUCAACUCAUUCCUAAUUAUCAACCUUUUCAAUUUGCAUUGACAAGUUGUACCAUUCAAUCUGAAUUGUAUGGAAUUCCAAAUUUAAUUCAAACCAAUGUGGUGUUACAGAAAGAAUCUCCAAGUGAAUUCGCCUCGGUGCUUGAUUUGGCUCAACAUAAGGGAUACGAUUCGUUGGUGUAUCCUGAUGUUGCUUCUUCAGAUGCUUUACAUAUUGUGACAAAUUAUGCCUCACUUGCAUUGCAGGGAAGAACGAACAUGAUUUCAAGAAGUGUCUUUCCAGAAAAACCUGAACACGCUGAUGAACACUUUGUGACCUCCUACCGCACGAUAUUGAAUGCCACUCAAAUUGAAGGUGCCGAAGAUUUGGUCGAGAGUUGUCGUUACGGAAAGUGUAUUCCAUGUGGAGCCUAUAUUGGACGACUCGAACACAUGUGUGGUCUCAAAUGCAAAAUAGAAGAUGAAAAAUGGAAUUUAACACUCUUACCAUUGUUAGGAAAAGGUGCUACGAAAAUUACUCCAACUGUAUCAUGCAUUGUGUUAAACUCUCAAUUACAAGGACAACGAAAGCAAGAGGCUCUCAACUAUAUUCAACAAUUUUUCUCAGACACACACGUUGAUGAAAUUUUGCAACGUGGACUAGUCAUUCCAUGUGAUCGAAAUCGUCUGAAUCUUUGGGCAUCCAAUUCGAAUAUUUAUAGAGACGUCUUAUUCUGCCUUGAAAAGCAUGAGCGUGAAUCCAAUUUUUCGGUAUUACAGUUCGACCCAGAAAUGACCAACGUGGAAAUUCAACGAGUGGCCAAAAUUUUGCGUCAUCGCUUACAUCAUUUGGCAGUAGCCACACUGAGAUGUCUCACAGUCGAUAUGGUUGAGAAUGCAAAAAGUGGUCAUCCAGGAUGUCCCAUCGGCUUGUCACCUGUGGCCUAUGUCUUGUGGAAGUAUUUCUAUAGAAGUACUUGUAAAAAUCCAGCAUGGUUUAAUCGAGAUCGAUUUGUGCUCUCCAAUGGACAUGGAUGUGCCUUACAGUAUGCUCUUUUACAUUUGACAGGUUAUGAGUCCAUGCCCAUGGAAGAAUUGAAACGUCUUCGAAAAAUUGAUUCCAAGACACCUGGUCAUCCUGAAUGGCGUCACACCGAGGGAAUUGAAGCUACCACUGGUCCUCUUGGACAAGGUGUUUGCAAUUCGGUAGGAAUGGCACUCGCAGAAGCACAUUUAGCAGCUCGAUUCAAUAAGGAAGAUUUGAAACUCUUCAAUCAUUAUGUUUUUACAUUCUGUAGUGAUGGUGACAUGAUGGAAGGAAUGUGUAACGAAGGCAUGUCUUUUGCAGGUCAUCAAAGUUUGAACAAACUCAUCAUGUUUUAUGACGAUAACAAGAUUACCAUCGAUGGAAGUACUACACUGGCUUUCACACAAGAUACAGCCACAGUGGUACGAGGUUUUGGAUGGCACGUCAUUGAAGUGGUCGACGCAGAUUCCAAUUUAUUGGGUGUGAAAAAUGCCAUUAAGGCAGCUCAACUUGUCACUCAAAAACCAUCGCUAAUUAUUUGUAAAACAUCUAUUGGAUAUGCUACCAAGCAUGAAGGGUCUGCCAAAGCACACGGGUCAGCACUCGGUAUCGAUUCUGUCAAUUAUUUGAAGCAACUAUGUGGUUUUGGCACACAGAAAACAUUUUUCAUUCCCGAUCAAGUUCAAAAAGAUUUCAAUCAAAUAGCCACUCGAAAUGCACAACUUUACGAACAAUGGAAUACACUCGCUCAAGAAUAUUCCCAAAAAUAUCCAACCGAAUGGGAAACGAUCAUGAGAAUGAGUCGACAAGAACUCGAUGGAGACAUUGAGCCAUUACUUCCUACUUUCGAAAAAGAAGAACAGGAAGGAAAAGAACUCGCCACUCGAAUGACCUCUCAUAUGGUAUUAAAUUCCAUCAUUCGUGUCAUGCCUGGUCUCGUGGGAGGUUCUGCAGAUUUAACACCAUCAAAUUUGACCGAUAUUGAAGGCGGAUUGGAUUUCCAACCACAACAACGUCACGGAAGAUAUAUUCGAUUUGGAGUGAGAGAGCACGGAAUGGUUGCUAUUUCGAAUGGAAUUCUGUAUCAUGGCUUGUUGCGAAGUUAUGUCGGUACUUUUUUGAAUUUUGCAUCGUAUGCUUUGGGAGCCAUUCGUCUCUCUGCAUUGGCUCAUAUUCCAAAUAUAUACGUCUUGACACAUGACAGUAUUGGAUUAGGAGAAGAUGGACCUACUCAUCAACCUAUUGAAGUGUUGCCUGUUCUUCGUGCCAUUCCAGAUCUCGUAGUGAUACGUCCAGCAGAUGGACGAGAAACGUCAGGCGCUUAUUUAUUUGCUGCGAAGAGCACGGCCACUCCUACAUGCUUAAUUUUGACAAGACAAAAUGUACCUCAAAUUCGAAACACUGACAUUCACAAAACUCUUAAAGGAGCCUAUGUACUUGAAUCGACACAAGAUCCAGAUAUUAUUUUAGUAGCAACAGGUUCAGAAGUUCAAAUUAUUGUGAAAGCAGCAAAAAUAUUGAGAGACGAGCAUGGACUUCAAGUCAAUACUGUGAGCAUGCCAAGUUGGGAAUUAUUCGAAGUACAACCACGAGAGUAUAAGGAUCAAAUUUUCAUUCAGGGAAUUCCAGUCUUGUCUGUGGAAGCUUCUUCGCCUCAGGGUUGGAUUGGAAGAUUUUCACAUUUUGCAUUGGGAAUGACUACUUUUGGAGCAAGUGGAGCGUAUCAAGAUAUUUACAAAAAAGUUGGAAUUACACCUGAAAAUACGGUCGAUAAGGCGUUGAAAUUGAUUUCGAAAUUUAAAAAGUCUGCUCCUCCAUUGUUGCAUUCAUCAGUUCUAGAAUGA